AUGGCGCCCAUUACACGGAGCAGUGCUGGGGAUCUAUCCCGUCAACUAGAGACGCUUCAGCCUCCAGGAUCGUUUGAGAACCAUCGUGAUGCCAGCUGGCAAUUUGUACCAGAGUUAAAGGCGCCAUCAGAGCGAGAGCUUUCCGCUGAGCCAGCUUCAUCAUACGAGGAGGAUGCAGACAUGAUGUCGGACGAAGGAGACGACGAGGGGUACGGGAGACAACUGCAAUUGGAGGGCCCGGAAGACCACGAGGAUAUCCUUCAUCCCCUUCGCGAGGCUGCAAAUCGAGUUGGGCGUGAGGUUGAGAAGUUUGCUGAAGUGCUUGACGGGUAUAAUCCUCUAAGGACUAGUGCGCCAGAUGAGAAGUUCGAAAUGACUCUGGAGCUGAUCGAAUUAUAUCAUGGCAUCGCAGCAGAGACGCUUGAUCGUUUAUGGGAGCAGCAUCAUACCGAGCGCAGGAAGAAGGAUGGCUUGCGAUGGAGGACGAAAAUGCGAGGCUUCAAGAUCACACAGGAUGCUGACGAGUUUGAGCCCGAGGACGACGACGUAGCAGAGUCCGGUGCCUUUCCAGAACUGCACACGACCUUGGAGGAUCUAGAGCGCUGGGAACAGGAAGCUCAUACCUGGGAUUUAUUACGGCGGCUUGUGCACCUUCGUCACCCUCCAUCAGGUUCAGAUGCCAAAAAUGAGGAGGCUGUAUCGCUCAACCCGUAUUCCUCGGCACAAGAUAUCUGGGAAGGCUUUUUCAAGACUGAUGACCUUGCUCGCGAGCGCAAUACUGUACUUCAAUGGCUUAAGGACACAGCGGAGGGAUCCGGCGAAGACAUCGAUGUGCUUGUGCAAGAUCUUCAGCAGAAUGCCGAACGUGGAGAUAUUAUAGCCCAUGGGUGGCUUCACACCAAGGCGGCUAUCAAAAAUACGAAGCGGGUAAGCGACUUGUCGAAGCCUCUUGACCCGGCGUCGCCGGAUGUGAGGAAAAUACACAUGAACUCUUCGAAGACGGAAGCAUUAGUAACUCAGCUUGACCCUGAUGCCCCGACAAGGCAGAGUCGGAUACUGCAGGUGCAGGACCAAUAUUUUGAGAGAGCUAUUUGUCUGGGUUGUUACGAAAUGCUGCGCCGCGGAAAACGGCCAGACGAGAUCAGAGAGUGGUGCAUGGAGCGCACCGAAACCUGGAGAGCUGUGAGCAUGUCUGGUCUUCCCGACCCGGAAGAUACGGAGCCCGCGGAUCCUGCAUCUUGGUUUCUGUGGAGACGAAUGUGCUUCUCUCUGGCCCAUAACGGAGGCGGGGAUGAAUACGAGCGUGCAGUUUAUGGAAUUCUCAGUGGAGACAUAUCGAGCGUUGAACCCGUCUGUAGAACAUGGGAUGAUUUCGUUUUCGCCCACUACAACGCUUUAUUACGAACACAAUUCGACUCAUAUCUGCAGAAGAUCUAUCCCCAGAUCUCCGUUCCCACCAGCCUUGCGAAUUUCGGAGUGUUUGACGCAGUUCAAUUCCAUGGCGACCCCAAAACUGCCGGAAUGAGACUUGUUGGAACACUUGAAAAUGACCCUCGCACAAGGAAAGAAACAUUGCAGCCGAUGAAGAUGCUUCAAGGUGUUUUGGUCGCAGACCAAUUCCAAAAUUUCAUAUAUCAGCAAGGCCUAGCACUCUCUAAAUUUGCCAAUGCUGAGAGCCCGUCAAAUCUUAUUCCAGCCGAAAAGAACCAACCCACAGAUCUUGAAAGAUAUGUUACUCUGGAUGACCAUGACAGUCUGAGGGUCCUCACACACGUUCUAUUAGUGUAUAUGAGUUUGGGAGUGGAUCUUGGCGGUGUCUGGACCCAGACAGCCGUGGAGAACGUCAUUGUCUCCUAUAUCAGCUUCUUACGACUUGCUGGCAAGGAGGAGCUAAUACCCUUAUAUUGCUCUCAACUCACUGGCCCUAGGAGGUACGCUAUUCUCAGUAGAAACCUCAUCGAUAUCACAGACAAUGAGCAGCGAAUUACACAGAUCAGACUCAUGCGGGAACUUGGUCUCGAUGUGCAAGAGUUUGUCAGGAUGCAAUCGAGGUAUCUGUUUCACGAUUAUCCUGAUACCGUAGAUGGCUACCCCGCUUCUGGAAACUUCAAACUCCUCGACAACGUGCCAAAUACCAACCGCCCAGGGCGUAAGGUCAAAGCAGACUUCUUUGGAGAUGAUGAUGGCGAAAUCGAAAGGGUUGAUAUGCUACUUAUCAGGAGCCUCGAGUGGUAUUUACUCGUAGACGGCCUCUGGAGCGAGACUUUUAUUAUCGGCACUAUGCUAUACUUACGGUUCUUCAAACACAUGCAUCUUAGCGCUGCUCGUAUGUUGGCUUCGAGGGUCUGCAGCUCAGAUAUUGCGCUCAACAAAACGCGCGCAAUACUCGGUGAAAGCGUCGACUUUAAUGGGCUAGAGAACGAAGGCGAUGAAGAUAUGACCGAGGUCCUAGAUGGUUCAGCGGAACGCAAAAGACUUUUGAAGAAGCACCUUCUUGCUGAGGCGAAGAAUUUCAGAGAAUUUGAAGCUUUGGUUGAAGCGUUAGACAUGAUUGAAACAAUUAGCAGUCUUGAGAAGCUCCUGAAUGAGAAACCGGAUGCCAAAAUGGAAAAAGAGAUGAAGUCUCAACUUGGAAAGACUCUUAUGUCCACUCGCGGCUCAAUACCCCCUCUCUUGAAUGGCUGGCUUCUCACAUUUCCCAAUGGUAUGCCACCUCCUACUUGCAUUAUGUACGACCUCACUAACUUGUUUCUCCUUACAGAAGAUGCCGAGGCUGAAUUCCUGCUUUUGCGAGAAGCAUACCUCCCUGAAACCAUUCUCGCCUACAUCAGCACGCUGGAAUUUGCAGGUGGCGCAUUGACUCGAGAUUUCCUCAUGGAGUGCAUGGAUCUAGCUGCCACAAUCGCCGAGGAAGAUUCCGAUUUAUUGCCACUAUUCCAGAAAACUGGCAGGAUGCCAGAGCUAGCUGAAGGGUUCGCCUCUGCAAGCAAAACCUUGCUUCUCAUUACCUCAGCAAAGAGGAGCACUGGAAGAAGUAAGAAAAUGAAGGCCAACGGAUGGACACAUGACCUAUGGAGUGUGAAGUCAUGA
This is a messenger RNA of Venustampulla echinocandica, 3090 nucleotides long. RefSeq lists its product as uncharacterized. The coding region runs from base 1 to 3090 and encodes 1029 amino acids. NCBI's taxonomy places the organism in Eukaryota, Fungi, Ascomycota, Leotiomycetes, Helotiales, Pleuroascaceae. Gene Ontology annotation, molecular function: structural constituent of nuclear pore. Gene Ontology annotation, biological process: regulation of DNA-templated transcription; protein import into nucleus; mRNA export from nucleus. The record is from RefSeq and is a predicted model, not a curated record. Gene Ontology annotation, cellular component: nuclear pore; nuclear pore outer ring. The transcript is spliced from 6 exons.